Molecule: messenger RNA, 2371 nt
Organism: Populus nigra (black poplar)
Lineage: Eukaryota; Viridiplantae; Streptophyta; Magnoliopsida; Malpighiales; Salicaceae
Product: tip elongation aberrant protein 1-like
Exons: 11
Coding region: 384-2102 (572 amino acids)
Molecular function (GO): protein binding
Source: RefSeq, a predicted model, not a curated record
GAGCACCUUUUCCAUUAUGCUUAUAGUGGGUGGAAAAAUUUGGGGAAGAUCUUUUAGAUGUUUUCCAAACCAAGCUUUAUAAGGGAAAAUGAAAAAGUCUUUUUCUGAUUUCUAAUUUGUAAAAAUAAUGCAUUUUUAUAUUUUUCUUGGAAAAAUAGAGACACCCUUAGGCUUUUCCUUGUGUUCUGCAUGAAAACUAAAAAUAAAACAACAACAAACUCUGAUAUAAUCUACAGUACUAAUUAUCCCUACUCCUUUUAUUUUUAUACAUUUUGAUUUUCAUUCUCUCUGGUGUGAGACAUAAUAACCUCAUCUUUAUAUUUUAAUUUUCCUACGCUUUCCUCACGAAGGGAAAAUUUUCCCAGAAAAAAAACGAAAAAAAAAUGAGAUGGGAAAGGGUGCUGCAGCAGCAGCAGCAGCAGCAAGGAGUUCAAAUAGAAGAGUUAAAUGGGCCAGGGAAGAGGUGGGGACACACUUGUAAUUCAAUUAAAGGAGGAAGAUUUCUAUAUGUUUUUGGUGGCUAUGGCAAGGAUAACUGCCAGACCAACCAAGUUCAUGUCUUUGAUACUGUUAACCAGACCUGGAGCCAGCCAGUGUUAAAUGGCACCCCACCAGUUCCGAGAGAUAGCCACACUUGUACAACUGUUGGUGACAAUCUGUAUGUGUUUGGAGGUACUGAUGGGAAGAACCCUCUCAAUGAUCUGCAUAUCUUAGAUACUUCAUCUCAUACUUGGAUAACUCCAAAUGUGAGAGGUGAUGGGCCAGAGGCACGGGAGGGUCAUGGUGCUGCCCUAGUUGGCAAACGACUUUUUAUAUAUGGUGGAUGUGGGAAAUCUUCAGAUAAUUAUCACGAAGUCUAUUAUGAGGAUCUUUACAUCUUGAAUACAGAGACUUUUGUAUGGAAACAAGCAAUAACAACAGGCACUCCACCUUCUGCCCGUGAUAGCCAUACUUGCUCAUCUUGGAGGGACAAAAUCAUUGUGAUUGGUGGUGAAGAUGGGCAUGAUUAUUAUUUGUCAGAUGUCCACAUCCUGGAUACAGAAACUCUUGUUUGGAAGGAGCUGAACACAUUGGGUCAGAAGUUGCCACCUCGAGCUGGUCAUUCCACUGUUGCUUUUGGCAAGAAUUUAUUUGUUUUUGGUGGAUUUACAGAUGCCCAAAAUCUAUAUGAUGAUUUUUAUAUGCUUGAUGUUGAAACUGGUGUUUGGACUAAGGUGAUGACAACUGGAGAUGGACCUUCUGCAAGAUUCUCUGUGGCUGGGGACUGCUUGGAUCCACUGAAGGGUGGUGUGCUUGUCUUCAUUGGUGGCUGCAAUAAGAGUCUUGAGGCGCUGGAAGACAUGUACUACUUACACACAGGACAUACAAGAGUGCAAGAUGAAUGGCGUCUAGAAAAGUUAUCUCUGAAGAAGCAAUUGAAACUAAAAUGCCAAGAACAAAAUCUUAAUUCUUCUGUGCGUGAUAAAGUUUUAGUCCAAAUUGACACAAAUGCUGACAUUCACCACACAUUGCCGAGUUAUGCCCAACCAGGCAGAGAAAAUUUCCCAUUGAAUCAAAGACAACUUCAUCAAGGGAAGAAGACAUUUCAAGCCAAAGUUACUGAAAGCCUUCCACAUGGAUAUACCAUCGAGACCACUGUAGAUGGAAAGCCUCUACGUGGAAUAUUAUUUUCCAACAAGCCAAGAUCUCCCCAGAUAGUUAACCACAAUAACAGCAGGAAAAGGUCAAGUGUAGAAAUUGGUGUGGUAUUGAAUGGUGACUACAACAGCAAACCAAAAACUUCUAAAACCCUCAAGCAGGAUGCAGUAGAAAACAUGCAGCCAGACAAUGCUCAUGAAAAGGAGUCCACAGCACAGGAACCCAAGACAGAAGCUGCUGCUGUCCCUGAUUUGAAGAAUCUGGCUUCUUCUAAUGUUCAUCAGUCCCAUGAGACUCCUCAAAAUGCAGAACCACCAGUGGCCCCUACCCUGAAUUUGAAUGAUGAUAUGAUCUCUGAUGCACCACACUCUGAUACAGAAUUUUCAAAAGAGAAGUCUACCCUGGCAGAGGACUCUACGACUUGGUUGCUAAACCAAGAUGGCCAGACAGACACCAAGUGCUGAAGUAUAAAUGAUCCAUGGAUGUCAAUUUGUUAACCCUUUGAUAUGACUUGAUACAGAUAACCUGCCUCUGUACAUUAUGACUUGAAGGUGGUCGUAGAUGUAUUGGACUGGUGAUAUACAGAAUCUGCUCUCCGACCGGUGUAAUCUACCACCUACCAGUACUUACCUUUUCCUUUAUUUAUCAAGUACUAUUUAUCCUGAUUCACUCUAGUUACAUGUGGUUUUUGUUUACCUACAGUAAUAUCUUGAUUAGCUACUACUUACAGUUC